Messenger RNA from Bradysia coprophila, 3306 nucleotides. It is a transcript of the gene D12, whose product is annotated as YEATS domain containing 2 homolog D12. Gene Ontology annotation, biological process: regulation of DNA-templated transcription. NCBI's taxonomy places the organism in Eukaryota, Metazoa, Arthropoda, Insecta, Diptera, Sciaridae. The record is from RefSeq and is a predicted model, not a curated record.
CGCAUGUGUGUCAUAAAAUGUCAAAAUCAAGAGUCUCUUUAAAAAAACAAAACGAUAAUAUGCGGUCUUGAUAACAGUUCUGUUCUACAUUAACUCAUCAGUAUCCAUUGCGUCCAAUGCAUAAUCUAUUUCGUUUUGCUUAUUGUGUAAAGCACUCUGUUCAGUUCAACUCAAAUACCAGUCGAACGCACUGACGUAUUUAACCUCAUUGUUAUUGUGUGGUGGAACAUCCAAAACAAACCCGAAUGUCUUCCAACAAGCGUCAAAAAGUCGAGGAAUAUCAUGAUCCCGAUUACUGUCAAGACGCGUCCAAAGCCAGCACGCCUGCCGAAACUAACUCGGAACGACAGGACAAAAUCAAAAUGAUAAUCAAACGAGAAUUUCUGAAGGAAAUCAGUUCGAAAGAAGAGGAAAUCAAUCUGAUUGAUCACAAGCUCAAUCAAACUAAACGCCUGCUGCAACGAGUCCGGUAUGCCGUUACGAUGAGUUAUUACACGAAAAAGAAUCUGGUCCAUUCGGCCAAUGAAUUGAAAUGUGAGAGUAAUGCAACCGAGACAAUUAGUGCAACGGUUGGACAGGCCAUACAUCCUUCGUUAAAGAAAUUGCUCGGCAAGAAACCCAUCGAUUACGAGGAAAUAUUGAAGGGUCGUUCGCCGAGAAAUGCGGCCAAAACAGCGCGAAGUACCUUGAUCAAAUCGAAGAAAAAAGGAACCGGCAAACCGGACAAAGAUGUUGCUAUCAAUGAAAUGAAAGUUCCACGCUACAUUUCGCCCACGAAAUCAGACGUUCACAUCGAGAAAAUCAACUCGUCCCGAGGUCGGAAUCAAACGAGUCACUUAAUCGUUGUGGGUAACACAUCGAAGUACAUUGGUGACGAAAAGUCAGCCAACGAAGUCACUCACAAGUGGCUGGUGUACAUCAAAACGAAAACGCCAGUCGGGAUCGAGGAUAUGGUAUCAAAAGUGCGCUUUUUCUUGCAUCCGUCCUAUAAGCCGAACGAUGUGAUCGAAGUAGAUUCGCCGCCUUUUCAAAUAUCUCGUCGUGGUUGGGGCGAGUUUCCCAUUCGUGUUCAACUGUACUUCCAUGAAAUCAUCAAUCAAAAACCACUGCAAAUCAUUCACAAUCUAAUACUGGACAAGAAAAUGACUGGUCUGCAGACAAUGGGCGCAGAAACGGUUGUUGAAGUUUGGUUAGAUCUGCCGAUUCGAAACAGUGACCACGAAACAGAAAAGAAAAAUGUUGUGAAAGCCGAGCCGAUUGAAGAGACCAAAAUUAGUUCCGCCAGCGAAACUGUGAAAUCUGAAGUCAGCGUCCCACCGAUCAAUAUAAAAAUGGAAGAACCUCUAAUGAUAAACGAGCCACUGGAAGCCGACUUUCACGAAGAACUUCCGGAAUCCGCUGAAACUCCUGUCGAGCUGCAUGAACCCAAAUUGGCCAGCCCAACGAAGAGUUAUCUCAACGACAUCGGCGAAAUUUUCACAGAUUCUGGGCCCAUUAAGCUGAACUCACCCGACCAAGUUAAAAGUGUGAACAUCAAGCCCACGCCUCCUCCGAAAAAGACUCUGGUGAGGUGUCUGGACAGCAAUGGGAAAAUAAUUUUCGCCGAAUUGCAAGUGGAUCCGAACAAUCCGAAGAACAUAAAAAUCGUCAAAACACCUACUGUGAUCAGAUCCGCACACCAUCCGGGUGGUGUGAGUGUAUCCAAGCCAAAAAAUAUCAUCCAACUGAAACUCGGUACGGCUGUGGAACAGAAACGAAUUGCAAUUACGUCGAACGUAUUGAACUCACCGAACCGAGUUGCCAAAGUCAAUCCGAUGGCUUCGACAAUGGUUAAUCCUAAACCGAUGAUCGUCAACAACAAUCCAAACCUGACUCGUCUCAAUCCAGUUGGGGCUAAAACUUCGAUGGAAAACAAAAAAAUUUUCUUCAUCAAAUCGUCAACGUCUGCAAAUUUGAACUCAGCAAAUCCACCGCCAUUAGUGAGAAUAACUGAUCCCACCAAAGUUGUGCUCGCGCCUAAUCUGAGAGCCAGCCAAGCUAACGAAACAAUCCGCAAAAUGACCCUGAACCCAAACAAUGUCAUAAUGAAAAACGGCAAAAUUAUGAUUCUCGACCGGGACAAAGCGAAUGUAAAGCCGAAACAAGAAUCGCUUCUCAAACCGCAAGUCAGUCUGUUGAAACCGUUGGUUCAAAAACAACUAAGCGACACAGCAUCGGCGAAAUCAAUUUUAGUUCAAAGGCCAUCGGCGCAACUACUUGGCAAUCGCUGCAAGAAACGGCCACCGACGAAUCCAAUUAUGAAGCGAGACUAUCAGAAGGAAUUCGGCACAAUGUUUUUGCGUCAUCGGUUUCAAUCUGUUCGAUCGGCUAUCGAAUAUGUUCUGAAAAACACUCCGUUGGUUAAUGGAUUGGCCAGCAGGCCGGAAUUCAAUGCAGCCUUUCCGUUUGUCGUCGAGUCGCAUGAAAAGUUUAGCAGUUUUCCGUUUGCCAAGAGACGAUCGAAUGAGUGGUAUCGUGCCAAAUUCGCUCUUCGUAUGAUCCAACAGCAUCCCGAUCUUAAGGAUCACUCGUUCUGGAUCACUAGAGAAAUAAUCAUUUUUGGUCGACGUUUUGGAUACACUCCGGCCAAUGCUGUUACGCUCAGCAAACAUAUUCUGAACAAUGAGAAUCCCUUCAAGGACAUGAUCAAACAGCACAUCAAAGAAGAGCAACUGAAAAACGUUACGAUAACGUUUAACGAUCGUGUCAAAGACUUUCUUCAAAAAUACGACGAUUUGAAGAAAACGUAUUCAAUCACUGCUACGGAUCCGCUGGAAAUCGUCGAUGUGGAUGGUAGUGGCAGUGAACCGCUUGGCAUGGACCUUAAUUCCAGACAAAAUGAAAUAUCCGGCGACAAAUUGGUGCUAGAUGUGAACAAAAUCGUUCACGAUGCCGGCUUGUUGGUGAACGAUAUGUGCCACAACAUUCGAAUCAAGCUGGAAAAAGAGGAAAUUGUCGAUGGUGUUCUUUGUUCAUCGUCGCAACUAGUUCUCUGGCAGGCGAUGCGAAGUUUUAUGGAAGAUCUGGUACGUCGGUCAUUUGCCACCAAGCCGCUAGCUGAACAAAUCAGCGAUCUAUCGGCAGAACGAUGCGUUCGUGUGGACGAUAUACGAAGGGCCAUAUCGACGACAGAAAAUUUUAGUUUCUUGACGAACAAGCAUUUGGGCAAGCACAGCAGUUAGCGAUUUUUGUAAUUUUCUUCUUUUCUUUUUGUAUUUUUAUAGUGACGAAAUAAAGCAAUGUGAUCCAUAUUACACAAGAGCGAAA